AUGGCUUCACCUUCUACCAUCCCCUCCAACCAGGCCAGAGGUUGUGACGAGGAGCCGUCUUCCAUCCAAGAAGACGCGAACCAACAACAGUCCUCUGGUAGCCGAGACUUCAAGUUUGUUUGUUACAACUGGGGCGUUACCCCGCAUACAUUUUCACGUCAAUAUGUCUGCGCAGUCGCGGCGCAUUUUGAUAGACUACCAGACAGCGAGGGAAAUCCGGAUCAGAAGGACCCUGAUAAACAGGAUUACCCGAAGCCAUUCAAGAAUUGGGAGGGGUUGAGUCUACCGUGGACUGGACCAUCGCAUGAGGCUCCAUGCAUGGUCGAUAAUACCACCUUCUGGGCCCAAGGAGAGGAUCCGGACGUGUUUCGAGCUCUCUGGACACCUGGGCACCCUCAGAUGGCGGUUUUGGGUUACCACAGCCGCAACCUACCGGGUAAGCGUCGGAACUAUAUGAUGAUGGCACCCAAAGUCUACUUCUAA
Messenger RNA from Aspergillus homomorphus CBS 101889, 483 nucleotides. RefSeq lists its product as uncharacterized. Lineage: Eukaryota; Fungi; Ascomycota; Eurotiomycetes; Eurotiales; Aspergillaceae. Gene Ontology annotation, molecular function: RNA binding; RNA nuclease activity. The record is from RefSeq and is a predicted model, not a curated record. Bases 1 to 483 code for a protein of 160 amino acids. The transcript is spliced from 2 exons.